This is a messenger RNA of Arabidopsis lyrata subsp. lyrata, 878 nucleotides long. RefSeq names its product two-component response regulator ARR18. Gene Ontology annotation, cellular component: nucleus. Gene Ontology annotation, molecular function: DNA binding; DNA-binding transcription factor activity. Gene Ontology annotation, biological process: regulation of DNA-templated transcription. Bases 290 to 673 code for a protein of 127 amino acids. NCBI's taxonomy places the organism in Eukaryota, Viridiplantae, Streptophyta, Magnoliopsida, Brassicales, Brassicaceae. The transcript has 3 exons. The record is from RefSeq and is a predicted model, not a curated record.
AUGAUUAAUUGAUUAUGUGGAGAAUUAAGUGCCGGAUUUAAUGGGAUAAAGAUUUCCGUAUAAACGAAAUUAUCAUAAUCUAAAAAAGGUUAGUUGAGAUUUUUUUUUGACGAGUUAUUAGGGUGACUGUGAUCUUAAUCAAAUUAAAACCCUAAUAACCGAAGCUGAACAUUCUCUGCUAAUCUAUCACCGUACUCCGUUACCAAGAGUCGAGAAGGUGAAUCUGUCUCAACCAAGUUCAAAUCCACUAGAGCCCCUCGUGUUUCCUAAAAGCAAUUUCUCUGCAUACAUGGGAGAUUUUAAAAGCAUAAAAGAGCCAGAAAUUGUCCAAGAGUCACGUACUCGAAAGAAUCACGGCCGUGUCGUUUGGUCACAUGAACUCCACCAGAAGUUUCUCCAUGCCAUUGACCAAUUGGGCGGAAACGACAAGGCUAUUCCCAAGAAAAUACUUGCCGUCAUGAAUGUAGAAGGUCUCACUAGGCUAAACGUAGCCACCCAUUUGCAGAAGUACAGACAAUGUUGUUCAACCGAAGCUCAGCAGCUGAACAUGGCCACAAGAAAACUACCAAGCUCGGAACAUCUGCCCCAAAGUCCAUCGACAAAUCAUCACAGUAGUCUGUCACCAAGAGUCCAGGACGUGAAUAUACGUUUCAACCAACUUCAUCUCCACUAAAGCCCCUCUUGUUUCCUAAAAGCAAUUUCUCUGCAUUCAAGGAAGAUUUUUAAAAGGACCCAAUGCUGCUCUUACUCUCUAUUUAUUUAUGGUUUUUUUUUUUUUCUCUCUCUUUGUGAUGGCUGCAACUUUCUUUUAUUAUUUCCUAUCAGUAUUAUGUUUUGGUUUUUGAUAUCUCUAAUCUCAAUAAUUCAGUCCCAAAAUC